GGUUCUUGCGCAGGUCUCAUGUGAGCUCGUUCCUCCGAAGCCGAAUCGGCCGACAGAAGGUAUCCUGUUCUUUAACCUGGAGCUCUCGCCAAUGGCUGCGCCUGGUUUCGAGCCUGGCAGGCAGACUGAGUUGCUGGUGAAACUGAACAGGUUAAUAGAACGCUGCCUGAGAAAUUCCAAAUGCAUAGAUACUGAAUCUCUCUGCGUUGUUGCUGGUGAAAAGGUUUGGCAAAUUCGGCUGGACCUGCACCUGUUAAAUCACGAUGGUAACAUUAUCGAUGCUGCCAGCAUCGCAGGGAUUGUAGCUCUGUGCCAUUUUCGCAGACCAGAUGUGUCUGUGCAAGGACAGGAAGUAACUGUGUACACUUCCGAGGAACGGGAUCCUGUCCCCCUGAGCAUCCACCACAUGCCCAUUUGCGUCAGUUUUGCCUUCUUCCAGCAAGG
This is a messenger RNA of Apaloderma vittatum (bar-tailed trogon), 444 nucleotides long. Its product is annotated as exosome complex component RRP45-like. Gene Ontology annotation, biological process: exonucleolytic trimming to generate mature 3'-end of 5.8S rRNA from tricistronic rRNA transcript (SSU-rRNA, 5.8S rRNA, LSU-rRNA); U5 snRNA 3'-end processing; U1 snRNA 3'-end processing. The transcript has 4 exons. Gene Ontology annotation, cellular component: nuclear exosome (RNase complex); cytoplasmic exosome (RNase complex). The annotation marks the transcript as partial. The record is from RefSeq and is a predicted model, not a curated record. Lineage: Eukaryota; Metazoa; Chordata; Aves; Trogoniformes; Trogonidae.